ACGCCUACUAGAAGACUAUUGGUGAUGUAGUACGAUGAAAGAACUAAACGAAGACUCCCUUUCACUGAAGUGAACACAUGGCAUAACGCGUAAUAAUUUCAGUUAGAAUUCAGUCUCCCCUCUGAUUUGCGGGAACCAAAUCCUACCAGUAAAUCGAAAAAGAAAUCGACUCAUUCGUUUUAGUCUCCGCUCUGACCUCCAUCUUAAAUAAUCUACGUGCCUAUUUGCGUGAUACCGAGAGACGACAGCACUGAAGUAAAAACUGAAAGCAGUUAUAUUCGUGUACAGUGACAGUCAGCGGUCGGCUCCUGCCCUCAAUCCAGGCGUCUACAUUGAGUGUUUUGGUUAAUUAUGGAUGACUAUGUGGUAAUUGAGGAUGAAGAAGUGAAAGAGAUUAGAGAGGCACUGGAAGAAAGUAAUUUGGCUUCAGCAGCUGAAAAGAUUCAAAAUUACUUUAACCAGUUGGACCACGUUACACUUAAUGUUGCUGUCACUGGAGAGUCAGGAUCUGGCAAGUCCACCUUUGUCAAUGCCUUCCGAGGCGUGGGGGAUGAUGAAACCGAUUCGGCCCCCACUGGUGUAGUGGAGACUACAAUGGAGCCAAAGUGUUAUCCCCAUCCCAAGUAUCCAAAUGUUCAAGUGUGGGACUUACCUGGAAUUGGAACACCGAAUUUCAGGGCAGACGAAUACCUUCAGAAAGUUGGAUUUGAACGCUAUGAUUUCUUCAUCAUCAUUGCAUCAGAACGUUUCAAAGUCAGUAAUGUGGAACUGGCCAGAGAGAUCCAGAAAAUGAAGAAGAGGUUCUACUUUGUCCGUUCCAAAAUUGAUGACAACAUACGUGCAGAAAAAAGAAAGAAGAACUUUGACCAAGACACAACACUGAAUCAGAUUCGAGAGGACUGCAUUAAAGGUCUUCAGACAAAUGGUGUGGAAUCUCCAGUUGUCUUCCUGAUUUCCAGCUUUGACCUGGGUUACUAUGACUUCCCUUUGCUGGAAGAGACUAUGGAGAGAGAGCUCCCCAAGCACAAGAGGAAUAUUCUGCUACUAUCCUUGCCCAAUCUGACGCUGGAAAUCAACAAUAAGAAGAAGGAGGCCCUGCAGGCUGACAUAUGGAAGAUGGCUCUACUAUCAGGUGCAGUGGCCACAGUGCCCAUACCUGGGUUAUCAGUGGCAGUAGAUGUCACUAUUUUGGUGAAGGAGAUUACCAGGUAUUAUCAGGCUUUUAGCCUGGAUGAUGAAUCGUUGCAGAACCUCUCAGCCAGAACAGAGGUCCCUUUGGAAGAACUGAAAGCAGUUUGCAAAUCUCCCCUGAAUAAGGAGAUAUCAGCUGAUGUGAUUAUUAAGCUGUUGACCAAGGCAGCUGGGGCUAGUUUAAUGGUUAUUGAAUACUGGGUGAGUACCAUUCCAGUUCUGGGAUCCAUGGCUGCAGGAGGAAUCUCAUAUGCUACCACAUACCAAAUGCUUAAGAGCUGCCUGAAUGAGCUGGCUGAUGACUCUCAAAAUGUGUUAAUGCGGGCUUUGCAGUCUGAAGUAUAAAAUACUACUAGCUGUUCCAUAAUUAUUUUCUGUUUGUUGUAAAAGAAUCUUUUCUAUACACAAGUUCUUACUAAGUUGUCAGUAAUCAAUCUAAUUAACAUACUUAUGUAAAUCAUUAUAUAAUAAUAAUAUACUAGCCAGAGUUCAAUUAAAUUGUUUGUUUAUUUUUAUGGAGUGCUCUUGUGAAACAGUGACAGAGCACUCAUCAAAGGCAUAAGACAGUUGUCCAUUCAUUAAAUUUCUAUAGUAAUCAUGCAAUUAUUAAAGCUGUAAAUAAGCCUACUGGCCACUGAGGAAAGAAACAAAGAACUUCUAUCCAAAAAGCAAGGGACAAAAAAAAUGCUUCUGGAAGUCAAAGUGCCAGUACCUGCCCACACCUUCUUGGCAUUGUUGAUUAAAAUAGACUUCUAAGUCAAUUUACACCUGUUUAUUCCAUUGUAACUCAGUGCUAAAAACUUGAUGUCCCAGUUCACAUAAGCAGGUCUCUUCCACUGUGGCAGGCAGUCAACAGCUUUAGCAUUCCUGACAAUAACUGGAAGACGAUUCCAAAGUUCAGACACUAUAUAGCUAAAGACACAACCUCCUACUAAAAUCUUAUUGAUCACGGGUACUUUAAGGUAACCCGCAUCCAAUGAAUAAAGACAACAUCUUAUUAAGGGAAGCUGGGGCAAUGCUAUUUUCUGCAUUAUAGGCCCAAAGUAAGGUUUUAUAAUCAACUCUAAACUGGAGUAGCUUAGUAGCACUCCGGU
Messenger RNA from Scleropages formosus (Asian bonytongue), 2285 nucleotides. RefSeq names its product interferon-inducible GTPase 5-like. The coding region runs from base 352 to 1536 and encodes 394 amino acids. The record is from RefSeq and is a predicted model, not a curated record. The transcript has 4 exons. Gene Ontology annotation, cellular component: membrane. Gene Ontology annotation, molecular function: GTP binding. Lineage: Eukaryota; Metazoa; Chordata; Actinopteri; Osteoglossiformes; Osteoglossidae.